Molecule: messenger RNA, 1890 nt
Organism: Cryptomeria japonica (Japanese cedar)
Lineage: Eukaryota; Viridiplantae; Streptophyta; Pinopsida; Cupressales; Cupressaceae
Product: U-box domain-containing protein 4
Exons: 2
Coding region: 123-1280 (385 amino acids)
Cellular component (GO): cytoplasm; nucleus
Molecular function (GO): protein binding
Source: RefSeq, a predicted model, not a curated record
GUGAUCACUCAACGUGGCUUUUAUUGUGUGGAGGGAUGGAUUUAUGAUCUUUUUCGCCCUCUGUGCUCUCUGCAAACAAAGAGGACUCGUUGAGUUGGUUUGAUAUUAUUAUUUUUAUAAUUAUGGGUGAGGAAAAGUGUGAGGAGGAGUUGGAUUUGGAUUUGUUUAGUGGGAAUAAGCAUGGCAUGCAGGAUGUUCUGUGGUCUCUGUUGUAUGGAGUUGGGGAGACUCGAACCAGGGCUGCCAGAGAGAUCAGGAGGCUUACUAAGACUUCUUCCAAGAGCAGGGCUUAUUUGGCUGCUGGUGGGGUGAUUGGGCCACUGGUUUCUAUGCUCAAAUCUGAGGAUGCAGAGGCCCAGGAAGCUGCUCUUUUGGCUUUGCUCAAUCUUGCUGUCAGAAAUGAGAGAAACAAGGUUAAAAUUGUAAAAGCUGGUGCUAUUCCAAUCCUUGUGGACUUCAUGCAAUCAGAGAAUGCCAACUUGAGGGAGUCAGCUGCUGCAGCCAUUCUAACACUCUCAGCCUCAUCUGUCAACAAAGUAAUUAUUGGUGCAUCAGGGGCUACACCUCUUUUAGUGGAGAUGCUCACAUCGGGAAGUCCUCAAGGUAAGGUGGAUGCAGUGAUGGCACUUUACAACUUGUCAACUUGCCAGGAAAAUCUAUUACCUAUUCUUGCCUCUGGGGCUAUUCCACCACUGAUAAUGUUGCUGAAGAGCUGUAAGAAGUCUUCUAAGCUUGCAGAAAAAAAUUGUGCUUUGCUAGAGUCCUUUUCAGCAUUUGAUGAGGGUAGGACUGCAAUAGCAAAGGAGGAUGGUGGGAUUCUUGCACUGGUAGAAGCCAUAGAAGAGGGAUCUCUCCAGAGUAGGGAGCAUUCAGUUGGAGCUCUCCUAACUAUGUGCCAAAGCAGCAGAUGCAAGUACAGGGAGGCCAUUCUUAAAGAAGGUGUCAUUCCAGGGCUUCUUGAGCUCACUGUGCAGGGAACACCCAAGGCCCAGCAAAAAGCUCGCACCCUUUUGCAGUUACUAAGAGAAUCUCCUCCUCCUACAAGGACUAAUUCAGCAUCUGCGGUAAUUGAGAGCAUUGUAUAUGACAUUGCUGCUCAUGUGGAUGGCGCAGAGAAAGGGACUGAAACUGCCAGAAAGAUGCUUACAGAGAUGGUUCAGCGGAGCAUGGAACAAAGCAUGAGACAUUUGCAGCAAAGGGCACUAGUCUGUAUGCCAACAGAUAUAUCUAGAUCAAAAUGCUUGGCUAAGUUGCAAUCAAAUGACGAGAUUUUACGUUAGGCCAAUUAUUACCCACCAGUAGUUAGCUUUGAAACUUGGAUAUGGAGAAUAAAGUUUUGGUUAGUUACACGAGUUUGCCAGUCCAGGCCAUCUGAAUGGUACGAGGUGACUGGUUGUGGUCUCUAUGAUGUCAGCUGCCUUCUUCAAAAACAUUUAUGGUGUUUUGUUAAAUAUUCAACACAGCUGAGCAGAUUUAUUCUCCUGAAUGUACAUAGUUGAUUCCUUCACAGAGAGAUAGUUAUUCUACCAUACAGAACCAUUUUGUUACAGCCAAUAUCAGUGUCCUAUUUGUAGGUCUCGUCUUAAGUUUUUAGUAUUUUACCUGUAUCUUCAUGCAGGGAGCAUCUUUAUGUUAUCUGCCACUGGUUUGUAAGAACUGUAUGUAUAAGAUACUUUACAAAGCAGGGCAGCGAUUUAUAGGUGUUUAGUUGCUUAAGGUGGAACUGCUACACUGCUACAGUUUAGGUUAUCAAAUAAGCAUAGUCCAUGUUUGGAAACAAACAUUUAAGUUACGAAGACUUCUGUCAUCUACCUGAACACUGUAAAUAAUUUCAUUACUUCAAAUGCUGUUUUAAUAAAAGGUUGGCAUGGGUUUUCUCCGUGUAUCGUA